GGAAAUCCGACGGGCUCCUCCCGGCCGCCGCCUCCUACUGCCUUCGCUCGUCUGCCCGCGCCGGUCCGCUGACAUGGAGGAGGACAACGCGGCCGAAGAGCAGCAGCGAUUCUCCUACCGACAGAGGCUCAAAGCAGCCGUUCACUACAAUGUGGGGUGUCUUUGCGAGGAAGUUGCGUCGGACAAAGAGAUUCAGUUCAUCAAACAAACCAUCGCAGCGAUCUCGGAGGUGACUUUCCGACAGUGCGGUACGAAGCCAUGGCCUUCCUCUAGCUGUGUAGACAUCCCGGAAGUUGCCUGGGAGAGCCGUGCGGAAAAUUUUGCCAAAGACCUUGAGAUGUUUGCAAGACACGCGAAAAGAAGCACAAUUAACACGGAAGAUGUGAAGCUCUUAGCCAGGAGGAGUAAUUCACUGCUAAAAUACAUCACAGAGAAAAACGAAGAGCUCACUCAGUUUAACUCAGAACAAAGAGCAAAAAAGAAGAAGAAGUUAGAGGGAGAAAACAAGAAACCAGUGGAGCCAGCAGAGGCCGGAGCAGCAGGAAGGGACAGUUCGACUCUGUAGCCACCACGGGCAAAGGCAGGCGGCCUUCAGCGGGGAGGGUUGCCAAGAGCCGACGUUGCCACAGAAGGAUUUUCCAGGGGAUCAGCAGAGAUUUAAACAAAAGGCUAAGAGGCUUGCCGUGCUGCGUUCUCAGAAUCACUGGCUGCCGGAGCUGGUGUCAGAGAGACUCUCCAGCAGGAUACUCCUUCUCCAGCCCCCGCUAACGGCAUGGUUUGAGUGGCAAAGAUUGGAAAUUCUAUCUCUUGCUAAUAAAAUUGUGUCAGCAGUUUAAA
This is a messenger RNA of Hyaena hyaena (striped hyena), 837 nucleotides long. It is a transcript of the gene CENPS, whose product is annotated as centromere protein S. Bases 74 to 565 code for a protein of 163 amino acids. Gene Ontology annotation, molecular function: protein heterodimerization activity; chromatin binding. The transcript has 5 exons. Gene Ontology annotation, cellular component: Fanconi anaemia nuclear complex; FANCM-MHF complex. NCBI's taxonomy places the organism in Eukaryota, Metazoa, Chordata, Mammalia, Carnivora, Hyaenidae. Gene Ontology annotation, biological process: replication fork processing; resolution of meiotic recombination intermediates. The record is from RefSeq and is a predicted model, not a curated record.